Laccaria bicolor S238N-H82 is the source of this 1905-nucleotide messenger RNA. RefSeq lists its product as uncharacterized. NCBI's taxonomy places the organism in Eukaryota, Fungi, Basidiomycota, Agaricomycetes, Agaricales, Hydnangiaceae. The record is from RefSeq and is a predicted model, not a curated record. Gene Ontology annotation, cellular component: anaphase-promoting complex. The coding region runs from base 1 to 1905 and encodes 634 amino acids. Gene Ontology annotation, biological process: cell division. Gene Ontology annotation, molecular function: protein binding. The transcript is spliced from 12 exons.
AUGACCGACGUACUGAACAUUGACGCGCAAAUCGCGUCGGAAUUGAGAAAAGCGGCCAAAGAGUGCUCAGAUCGAGGAUUGUCGGUCGCAGGCAAGUGGGCGUCGGAGCUCCUCUUGUCAAUGCCGACAGCCAAACGGAGGCCUACGCAGCUUUCUCCAUCUGCAUCCGCCUUCUCCACAUCUACACCUGCCCGACCCCGGUCUCAAGACCCCUCGAUGUCUUUCACGGAAGAGUCCCCAGUUGCAACACAAGCUCUUACACAACCCACAGUCCCCAUCACCCCGGCGCGUAACCCGCAUGCUCCAAUGCUACAAGUUCAGCCUGAAGACAUUCUUGCGAUGGAGGCAGACUUGGAAUAUCAAGAAGCGGAUGUACUCGCCGCAGCUCGAUUAUGCUUUGAAAAUAGAGAAUUUCAAAGGGCUUCGCAUAUGCUACAGACAUGUAGAAGUUCCAAAGCUAUGUUCUUGAAAAUCUACAGUCAAUUUAUCGCUAGCGAGAAGAAGGCUCAUCGUGACUGGCAUAAACUAGACAACAAUCGGCAUCAACCGCCAGUCCCAGUAAAUACAUCGUUGAACGAUCUUCUAGAGGAGGUGAAGAAUGCAACGGACCCCUGGUUGCUCUUCUUAAAGGCGCUAUUUCUCUCGCGUUCGUCGAGGAGAGAAGAAGCGAUUGAGAGUGCCCUCCUUUCCAUUGCCGGUUUCCCCUGGAAUUGGUCAACAUGGACGCUCCUCGGCAGUUGUAUUGGGGAUGGUGAAGAACUAUCGUCUCUUCUACAGCUUAUGCCAUUGCCUCUGACACAUCCUCUGGUACAAUUUUUCCAAAUCAAGACGCUGAAUGAAUUGCACAAUCCCUCGGAGAACGAACUUCAGCUAUGUGAUCGACUCCUACGACCAGAAUUCUUCCCGAACAGCCUCUGGGUUAUGAGCUUACGAGCUUGUGUCCUUUAUCAUCUCCAUGAUUUCGGUCAAGCAGAAAAUCAAUUUGAGAGAAUCUUGGCAAUCGAUCAGUACAGAGUUGACGACAUUGACAUCUUCUCCAACAUUCUCUACGUCACAGAAAAUAAGCUCAAAUUAUCAAGGCUUGCACACGAGUUUCUUGCCCUGGAUAAAGAUCGUCCGGAGGUGUGCUGCCUUGUUGGCAAUCAUUAUUCUCUUCGUGCCGAGCAUGAGAAAGCUGUCAAGUAUUUCCGAAGAGCCACCCAGCUUGAUCGGACGUAUCUUUCGGCGUGGACUCUUAUGGGCCACGAGUACGUCGAAAUGAAAAACUCACAUGCCGCCAUUGAGGCCUACAGGCGCGCUGUAGACGUAAACAGGAAAGACUACAGAGCUUGGUAUGGACUUGGUCAAGCAUAUGAACUCUUGAGUAUGCAUCAUUACGCUCUUCAUUACUAUCAACAUGCCACUGCUCUUCGUCCGUAUGAUGUUCGUUUGUGGCAGGCGCAGGGAAUGUGUUACGAAGAAAUUGGACGCCUUCGCGAGUCCGUGGAAUGUUAUAAGCGAGCGUUGAUCCCAGCAGACCCACAUGAAAUAACUAUCAAUCUCAAACUAGCGCGACUCCAUCGCUCCCUUGAUGAGCAUGCCGAGGCAGUGGCAUACCAUCGCCGCGUGGUGGAGGUCUGUCAAGCUGAUCUUCGACCCAUACAGGAUUACGCUAAAUCAAGUUUGGAAGUUGCUGAGUACCACAUGCGCACCGCUGGUGGCGACCUCAUGCUCGCCAAAGAGUAUUUGGAGAGAGUUGCGGGAAGUAAUGCGGAAGAUGUUGGCCGUGCAGCAGAGUUGCUCAAAGAUGUGAAGGCUCGUAUGUUGGAGAUGGCUUAUUCGGCGCUUGAGGAGGCGCGCAGUAAGAAUGCGGCUGUAGUUCCUGGGUCAGAUUCAGCAGGUGUAGAAAUGGCGACUGAUCCUUAG